AAGGGUGAAAAGCAUGGCUUUACUCAAAAAAUUUCCAGGCUUUUACGUCUACGGCUAUGGCAAGCUUGGUUUUUCAAUGUGGAGAGACCCAAUUGGCGAAAAUUGUUUGUGGAAUAGUAGUGAAGGGUCACUGGAACAGUCUCUUGAAACCAAAUGUUGGGUCUAAUCUCACCUCAACGAUCUUGAAUCAGGUACUACUCAAUCUUUCGCUAGAUGGGUGUUGUGUUUCUUGGGCAUUCUUCAAAUGGGUUGAAUCCAAUUUAAACCAUAAGCAUUCCUUGCAAUCUUCGUGGACCAUGAUUCACACACUUGCUAAGCACAAACAAUUCAAGACUGCACAGAACUUGCUUGAAAGAAUUGCUGUUAGAGACUAUUUGUCAUCGCCUUCAGUUUUGAAUGCUGUGGUGAGGAUCCAUGAUGAUCCGGAUUCGAAUUCGCAAAUAUUGAGCUGGUUAGUGAUCUUUUAUGCGAAUUCGAGGAUGACCCAAGACGCGAUUCAGGUGUUUGAGCACAUGAGGGUGCAUGGGUUUAAACCUCAUUUGCAUGCUUGUACUGUGCUCUUGAAUUCAUUGGCUAAGGCUAGGUUGACUAACAUGGUAUGGAAGGUUUAUAAGAAGAUGGUUCGAGUCGGGGUUGUUCCGAAUAUACACAUCUUCAAUGUGCUGAUCCAUGCUUGUUGCAAGUCUGGGGAUGUGGAGAAGGCAGAACAAUUGUUAAAUGAGAUGGAAUCUAGAUUUAUUUUUCCUGAUCUUUUUACGUAUAACACACUGAUAUCACUAUACUGCAAGAAGGGUAUGCACUAUGAAGCUUUGGGUAUUCAAGAUAGAAUGGAAAGAGGAGGAGUGUCUCCUGAUAUUGUAACUUAUAAUUCCCUUAUUUAUGGGUUUUGUAGAGAAGGUAGAAUGAGAGAGGCUUUGAGGCUUUUUAGAGAAAUCAACGGCGCUACUCCUAACCAUGUAACCUACACUACUUUGAUUGAUGGGUAUUGUAGAGUGAAUGACCUUGAAGAAGCCUUAAGAUUGCGUGAGGUGAUGGAGGUGGAAGGGUUGCACCCUGGUGUUGUUACUUAUAAUUCAAUCCUCCGCAAGUUGUGUGAAGAAGGAAAGAUAAAGGAUGCAAAUAGACUUUUGAAUGAAAUGAGUGAGAGAAAGGUUGAACCUGAUAAUGUCACUUGUAACACAUUGAUUAAUGCCUAUUGCAAGAUAGGAGAUAUGGGGUCUGCAAUGAAAGUGAAGAAGAAGAUGUUGGAGGCUGGAUUGAAGCCAGACCAGUUUACUUUCAAGGCACUGAUUCAUGGGUUCUGCAAGUUGCAUGAGGUGGACAGUGCUAAAGAGUUUUUGUUUGAGAUGCUUGAUGCUGGAUUUUCUCCUAGCUAUUCCACCUACUCGUGGCUUGUAGAUAGCUACUAUGAUCAAGAUAAUAAAGAGGCAGUUAUAAGACUUCCGGAUGAACUUUCAAGAAAGGGUCUUUUUGUUGAUAUCUCAGUGUAUAGGGCACUCAUAAGAAGGCUUUGUAAAAUAGACAAGAUUGAAUCUGCAGAAAGAAUAUUCACUCUCAUGCAAGGGAAGGGUAUGAAGGGAGAUAGUGUUGUAUACACAAGUCUGGCAUAUGCUUACUUCAAAGCAGGGAAGGCAAUUGCUGCAUCAGAUAUGCUAGAUGAAAUGGAUAAAAGGAGGUUAAUGAUAACUCUUAAGAUCUAUAGAUGUUUCAGCGCUUCUUAUGCUGGUGACGGUAGCAUCCUAGGCCUCUUCUGGGAUCAUGUAAUUGAGAGACGCCUAAUUUCUAAAAAUAUCUUGAAGUAUAUUCAGCAAUUGGAUGUAAACUCUUAAAGGAUCCUUAGACAUGUCAAUGAAGUCCCAUACCAAGUUUAUCAUGCUAUAAAGGGGUGGCAACAGAUACCUGCUCCUCAUUUUCAGCCCAUGUUUUCAAGGUUAUCUAUCAAGUGAAUGGAACAAGAGAGAUUUUCUUAACAUGCACUGACUGAACCAACAAGGGAAUUGUUCCAAUUAGGUUACAGAGAACCUUGUGAUUUGCUAGAGGGUGACUAUUGAGCAAAUGAUGCAGGUAAUCUCACCAUUGAGGGGAUCAAUGCAAUCUCAAUACUGGAUAUCUGGAAUUUGGGGCUCACUAUUGAAUUUGCCAUGGGGCAUAGAAAAAUUUUGUUUGUUCUCAAUUCUCAUCUGGAACUUGUUUGGGCUACAAGUCAACUUUUUCUCUUUUCACAAUUUAAGUCCUAAUGCUGGGCAGCUAGAAGGUUCUUCCUGUAUAGCUAUACUAGUCUCAUGUGAGGGAGGAAAGACGGGCUAGAAAAUGGAGGAAAAUGAUUGGAAUUAGAGGGAGUGAUUGGAAGCAUUAUGUUAGGAGAAAUCUUAAUUUGGUUAAAAGGUGUGUAUGAAAAGAAGUCCUGAUUGUUUAAGGGGACUUGUUUGGCAGUUGAUCUCAGAAAGUCAUGACCUCUUGCUGAUGAACCCUGGAGUAUAUGAGCAGAGACAUGGACCUGGUCAAAGGUCCCGCUAGAAUUUUUUGAAGGCAUACACUGUGUAUGCAGAGAUGUUGGAUAUGUUCAGGAAUGGGAAUUUUUAGCUGGUUUUACUGCUUCUUUAUACUAGUGAAGAAGAUGCAUUUUGGUUGAUGAUUGCAUUACUUAAAGGGGAUGUUCAUGCCACAAUGGAAGGAUUAUAUUUGGUGGGGUUGCCUCUGGUACAGCAAUACCUUUUCCGUUUGACAACUUGGUGAGGAAGCUGUUGCCAAAGCUGGGAGAACAUUUUAGUCAAGAAGUAAUAAGCCCUGGCAUGUAUGCAAGUCAGUGGUUCAUGACUGUUUUCUCAUGCCCUUUCCCAUUCCAUUUGGCUCUUUGAAUUUGAGAUGCCUUUCUUUAUUAGGUGAGUGGUCUAAAAGCACAAUAAAUUCUCCAAUAAGCAUGCCAUUAUUUGGUUCUAAGAACAUUUUUAUUGCUUGGGCUGGGUGUUAAAAUUGUUUUUCAAGUUGGUUUGGCCCCUACUGAAGCAUUGCCAUGUUGACAUAGUAUCCCUGGUCUUCAUGCCCUUUAGAUCCAAAUAGUCAGUACCUUUUAUGCUUAUUGAAUGAAUAUAUUAUAUUUGAUCAGAUAAAAUUACCUUUCGAGAAACUCAUACAUGCUUUGCUUAACUUCCCUGAGGAUGCAAUGAAUCCGGACACACCAUUAACAAUGGCCUACUCAAUCACGGUUCUCUCUCUCUCUCUCUCCCUUUACCUCCUUGGCAUCUAUAAAAGAAAAUUUUGAUAAUCAUUUGCUUACAAAUUUGACUAAUUUGACUCAUGUGCACUGUACUGCAAACAAUAAGCAUAUUAAUUCAUUGGAAUCGCUGCUUCUGUUUUGUAUUUUCUGUUUCACAAAAUGUUUACAUCAGGAGAAAUGCACAAAUGUUUGAAUCAACUGGAACUAAUGAGAAAUUUAUUAAGAAUAUUCAAAUCAUAGAGUUUCUUUGUCUCUGACCAGAAUGGUGUUGCUUUCAUUUAGAAUGAUUGCUGUGAGUUUCCAAGGACCAAAGAAAACUCUUUUAAAGAUACCAAAGAACAAAAUAGAUCCUCGCGUCAUUUAUUUUUGGAAAUUGCAUGGGAAUCUCAUUCCUUCACACUCUUUUGGAAUUUAGUUACAUAAAAAUAUUACUGAAAGAUCUCGAUAAUCUUCGUGAUGUAAAGUGUUAAUUUAUUUCUGACACAAAUUAUUAUUUACAUUUUAUGAUAAUCAUGGGUGAGUUGUGCUUGUAUUAACUCAUUGUUCUCAUAAGGUAAUAAACAUCAAAUAACUUCUUGGUAGAAAAGUGAGCUCAAGCAAGUAGCAACAUAAUGAGAGACUGCAUAGCCUACGAACGGCUGGAACAUGUAAAGAAUAAGUACCAAGGCAUCUCGUCCCUCAACUACACAGUAUCUAAAUGACUAGAGGAGCUGAAGUUGGAGUAUGAGAUGCAAAAUGGAAAGCAAGCUUAGUCUGGAGAACCUAGUGGAAAGCAGAAAUAGCUGCAGCAAAGAUACUUCUCAACUGGGAAGAGUUAAGCCGAGAAGUCUGAACCAUAUAUAUGCUGAUUCUUUUGUUCUUUUAUCAUGUUAUCUUAUAUUGCACGAGGAAAAUGCAUAUUGAACAAGAAGGUUAUCAAUGGGGAAUUCGCCAAACAGUUUCUUGCAUGGAUUUAUGCUUAAAAAUAUUAUGUGCUAUGCAAAAUUCCAUUUUGUAUGCUGAAAUCGUGUAUCAGACAAAGUGAAGUGGUGGAGAGUGUUGUUA
Molecule: messenger RNA, 4261 nt
Organism: Vitis vinifera (wine grape)
Lineage: Eukaryota; Viridiplantae; Streptophyta; Magnoliopsida; Vitales; Vitaceae
Product: pentatricopeptide repeat-containing protein At5g38730
Exons: 6
Coding region: 57-1829 (590 amino acids)
Molecular function (GO): protein binding
Source: RefSeq, a predicted model, not a curated record